AGCGUGCUGGCGUUGUGUGGUGUCCCGUAUCAAGCAGGCGCCAAGCGGAGUGGAGCUGAGCCGAGCUGAGCCGUGAACGGAUGCGUCAUUCGAGGCUGAUCGAGCAAACCGGAGUUACACGGGUUACGCCUUUCGGAGAGUGAUUCUGAAUUUUUAGAGAGAAUUUUUGAAGUCGAACGGUCUUGCACUUAAUCGUAUCUUGUCAUAUCCUUUUUCCCUUUCCACGACACCUUAAUUGCUCAAAUAUAUCUACAUAUAAUAAGCGAAAGUAUUUUCGCGAGCAGAGUUUAUUCGCCGCGUAUUAGGUUCCACGUCGACAGCGUGACUGGAAAUACCUGGUGACACAACACGAUUCCGUAGCGACCUUUCCUAAAUAGUCUCCGAUCCCUUCGAUUUGUUUUGUUGAUGUUAACAACAACCGCGAGCCAUCCUCUCGCGAGAAAAUCGAAUCGGGACGUGAUAAUUACACACGUACUCAUUAUCUUAUCCGGUGACGCGUCUCAUGAUUAUAGUUAGCUCAUAAUCACGCCGGUAGUAAAGUAAUUAGCGCUAGGUGUGUGCCACAUCGUCAGAGGAUCAUCGCAAAUUCUUCUAUUAUUUUCUCUCUUUGUUUUGCUUUUUCUCUUUCUGAAGCGGUGAGCCAGUCGUUUCAAUCUAUUCGCAGUCUAUCCGACGAGAUUUCGACAUGGGUAUCGAGGACACCGAGUACAAGAUGUCAGAGAAGAAUCCCGAGAUGAGGGAAACCGCUGCGAGAAUCUGUCGAGAUUACUUGCACGGUGUAUGGAAGCACAUUACAGCGGAAAACAUCGUCCUCAAACGCGUUAGUGGUGGCCUAAGUAAUUGGCUGUACAACGUCCAACUUCCUGAAGGAACAGUUCCGGUUAGGGGAGAACCUCGUCAAGUUUUGCUACGUCUUUAUGGGCAGGUGCAUGGAGAAAGAGCCUUAGAAGGACUCAUCACAGAAUCCGUCAUCUUCACCUUGUUAUCUGAAAGGAGAUUGGGUCCUAAGCUGCACGGAGUGUUCCCUGGUGGCCGUAUAGAGGAAUACAUCCCAGCUCGACCUUUGAUCACAAAGGAAUUGGCGGAUUCAACCUUGAGUCUACUGAUCGCAGAAAAGAUGGGUCAGACACAUAUGAUGCAGAUACCAAUUAGCAAAGAGCCCACAUGGUUAUGGGACACAAUAAAUAAUUGGUUCAACACUACGACAGACAUUCUUGAAAACAUUGAUAACGAAGACAUUGAUAGUCGGCAACUGGAGAAUGUUAGCACAAUAAAAUGUAUAAAUUUGGAGCACGAAAUCAAUUGGCUCAAAACAAUUAUAACACAGCAAAAGUAUCCAGUUACAUUCUGCCACAAUGACAUGCAAGAGGGAAAUAUACUCCUACUCCAAAAUACGCGAAAGCCCAAGUUAGUACUCAUUGACUUCGAAUAUUGUUCCUACAACUACCGAGGAUUUGAUAUCGCCAAUCAUUUCGCCGAAUGGCAAUACGACUAUACAGCACCAGAAUAUCCUUUCUUUCACGAACGUCCGGCCGCUGGUCCCACGAAGGAGCAAAAGCUCAACUUCAUAAGAGCCUAUCUAAGAACAUUGAGCAAAGAAGGAUCUCUGGAGGAAGAGCGUAUUAUGAUGGAAGUAAGGAUAUUCUCACUAGCUAGUCACUUAUUCUGGGGUCUCUGGAGCGUCGUAAACGCGAAACUGUCACAGAUUCCAUUUGGCUAUUGGGAUUAUGCUGCCUGCAGAUUGAAGAAUUACAUGUAUCUGAAAGAAAAGUUGCUUAUUUCUGGAUUACCAGGCUCGGAUAACACCUUAAAGAGAAAAUCUAUAGAUAUAGACUGAAAGAGCAAGAUCGAAUAAGGAGGGCGAUGUACUCGCAAAUUUAUAUAACAUUUCGCUACACAAGUAGCUUGCUUUGUUUAAUCCAUCGAUUCUAACUGAUGGCAUUAAUUCUGAUGAGCAGCGAAUAACUCUUAAUUGAGUAGUCAUUAUUUCAUACAUCACGAAAUAAUGUAGUCCGCUGCUCCUCGCUAACCAGUGCAAUAAGUGCACUGCUUGUAUACAAUAUACAAUGUGAGCAAGGAGAGCAGGUCAAGAGUAAAUGGAAAGUCAAUCAUGUGAUAUAGAAUAAGUGUGUACUUAAAUGUAUGGAUCUUCGUUCAGUACUUUUACUGCGUUAACGAUUAAUAAUUAAAACCAAAAAAGUACUAAAAUGUACUUAAUUUUUUUAAUUCAAAAGAUAAAUGACGAGACAUUAGUAAUUUUUAAAAAUAAUUUGUUCCUUUUUAAUAAGGGAUUGAAGUUGAAAAAAAUCUGAAGAAGCUUCUAAGUAUAGAAUCAUGUGCUCAAAUUGUGAAAACAUUCAUAAGACAUACAUUUAAUCACUUUUUAGCUUUUAUAUAUUUAUUAUAAGACUAUCCCAAAUUGUUGCCAAUCAUAUCGAAUCCAAUUCAUUGCUUGGUUGUUUACUUGUUACAUGUAAUAUGUAUAAAAUAGUUGUAAAUAGGACUAAUAAUACAUUUGCUAUAUGCUAUUUUUACUUAAAAUUGUAUAACUCAAACUGUACUUAAGUACAGGUACUUAAUAUUAUACAAAAGAGGACAGCAUUUAGCAUUCAUUACCGAUAUUUACCAACAUAAAACGCACUGACAAUUAGAACGAUGUAUUUUCACCAAAUAAAACAUUUACUUC
Trachymyrmex cornetzi is the source of this 2686-nucleotide messenger RNA. Its product is annotated as choline/ethanolamine kinase. Bases 686 to 1837 code for a protein of 383 amino acids. Gene Ontology annotation, biological process: phosphatidylethanolamine biosynthetic process; CDP-choline pathway. Gene Ontology annotation, cellular component: cytoplasm. Gene Ontology annotation, molecular function: choline kinase activity; ethanolamine kinase activity. The transcript is spliced from 6 exons. NCBI's taxonomy places the organism in Eukaryota, Metazoa, Arthropoda, Insecta, Hymenoptera, Formicidae. The record is from RefSeq and is a predicted model, not a curated record.